AUGCUUGAUCUGGACUCCGAACACGGCCCAGAAGUCUUCGAAACUUCAAGUAUUGAGUCCAUUGAAGAUCUUCCCUCAAACGAGGUCAUUUCAAACUUAAAAACUGAAGAUCUCAUACAGAUCACUGCCGAAGGGUUUGAUGCUGCGGCCACAAGAAAUCGGCUUCAAAAAUACGCCAUUUUGGACGAAAACACCGACUUUUCAGGUUCAAUUAAUGCAAAAACACUAGGAAACUCAGGUAUCACGGUUGUGCAGUGGGCCGAAACCAAGGCACAGAAACUUGCGAGGCUAAAAAAGGAAAUUGAGGGUCUCGAGGCGGAAAACGACGCAGAGCAGGCGGAACUAGAUACGUAUCUAUCCUCGCUCCAAUCGAUGAUCCAAAGUGCUGGCACAGAGGGUUAUUAUUACCAGAGAAUCAAACAGUCUCUCUCAGAAAUUGAUGAAGUGGUAGAAAAUCAGAUUGAAAAUCAGAUUGGGGAAAUAAGUGAUGCCAACGAACCAGCCCAAGAACUAAAAAAGCUGUCUACUACGAGUAAACCUACAAGUGAGUCACUGGAUAGAAAGAGUGAAUUUUCGGCCAUCUGUGCGUUGGAAGCGCGACUUGCAAGAAUCGAGGCUGCCAUUGGGACUCCCAAUACAGAUCCUACAGUGGAACACAACUUUCGGACACAUCUCAAUGAAAUCAGUCGGAGAGUUGCCGUUCUCAGUAGCCCAGAAACGAGUCUCGAGCCUGUUUCCCAAGCAGUGGCACAUCUCAAUAAAGAAUUGGAGCUAUUGGUUGCCAACAGAAGAAAGGUCGAAUUGCACUUGGGCGACCGUCCACAAGCCACAACACAGGCCAAUAGCACGCCCUUUGAAGCCCGAAUCGAUCGGAUUUUCUCGAAACUUCCAGAUAUAGAAACGUCCAGCCGCAUUUUGCCGGCUCUCAUGACUAGAUUACGCACACUACACGAGGUGAAUUCAUCUUUGGCUACUUCGGUGGGAGUGACCGAGAGUAUAGAUAAAACCCUCGGUCUGCUUCUGAGAGAGUUGGAGGACUGGCUGAAGAACUUGGAGAGCAUCAAUGGAGCCUUGGACGCGAGCGAGGCCAGAUUUGCAGCCAAUGCAAAGGUGGUGGAUGAAAAGAUCCGCGCCAUGGAAAACAGAAUGAGAAAACUGAUCCAGAAUUAUAAAACUGAUCCAGAAUGA
Australozyma saopauloensis is the source of this 1188-nucleotide messenger RNA. RefSeq lists its product as uncharacterized. Bases 1 to 1188 code for a protein of 395 amino acids. Gene Ontology annotation, cellular component: dynactin complex; cytoplasm. The record is from RefSeq and is a predicted model, not a curated record. Gene Ontology annotation, biological process: mitotic spindle organization. Lineage: Eukaryota; Fungi; Ascomycota; Pichiomycetes; Serinales; Metschnikowiaceae. The transcript has a single exon.